Molecule: messenger RNA, 2392 nt
Organism: Physcomitrium patens
Lineage: Eukaryota; Viridiplantae; Streptophyta; Bryopsida; Funariales; Funariaceae
Source: RefSeq, a predicted model, not a curated record
AAUGAAUUCCCGGGCAUGUUGAGCGCGUCUAUCUGCGCCAGGGUAGAGCUGCUCCACAUCCUCGAACGUGGACAGGUUCAACAAUUCUUGUCUGGGAAGGUUACAGGAAGUCUUUCGGGAACUGCGAACUCAUCUGUGCAACAAGCUGGAUGAUUCUUGUUCCGAAUUCGUGUGUCGUUGCGAGAGAUUGUGUUUUCGGCGAGGUUUGCUGAAUUGUUGUGUUGAAUGACGGAGGCGCGAAGGGACCGUCAGGGGGAACAUUGCGCAUGAGAAAGAUCCAGCGAGACAGUUGAGGAAAUUCGAGCACUUCAAGUCAGGUUAAUGUGGACGACUACAACCUCGAUUCAUUAUGACUUGUGGCAAUGCGAGGUUGUGGAUUAUUUACACUUGACACUCAAGUAGGACAAUGUCCUGUGAAGAUGGCAUCGGGUGAAGAUUCGCAAAGAUCUUCGUCGCGUAAAGCUCAUCUAUUUGACUUUUGUAUCAAGUUUUUAAGGAUAUCUGGGAUACGUCUUCCUAUCCCGCCACAUUCUGGAGACUUCACAGGGAGCUCUUCAAAGAUUCGACAGACAUAUUUUCUGAAGAUCACUCUUCUACACGGAACUGAACAACAGAUAAUUGGAGAGUUUGAAGUAGUUGGCGACGAAUGCAUCAUCAAUCACCAGAUCUCGUGCCAAAUUGCGUAUGCUAGGCCUGAUAAGCUUCACGUGUACAUAGACCAGAAUUGGAGUGCUGGUUUGUCUGGACAUAUUACCGUGGAUUUUAAGGAGGUGUGCCUCUCUACCUCGUUCAUCUCAGAAGUAUUAGUUUCUUUUUUUGAGGACCUUGAUGCUGAAAUCUGUCUUGAAUACCCUCUAUUUUCAAGUGGACCGUCACAUGUUCGAAGUCCAGCUAAGUUGGAGAUGUCGGUCUUAUGUGCCUGCUCAACCAAGUCCGCUUUGUUUUCAAAUCAACUUCAUCUUAACCAAGAAUAUAUGAACUUCGAGGAUUUAAGUAAAAUUAGGCCAUCCUUAGAGGAUCUUUGGUACCCACCAGAUCAGUUGAACCCUGAAAGCGGCCAGGAGGCUCUAUCAAUGCUACCCGGGAGCGUUCUCAAACAGGUCACACCAUCAAAUCUGUGCCUUGAUAAAGUUGAUAGAGAGAUUGAAAUGCUGAAGGAAAUGGAAGGUGACCUCAUUGAACUAAAUUCGAAGUUAAACAAAUAUGUAGCAGCACAAAGCUUGGAGGGAUAUGCACCUGAACAAUAUACGCGUAAGAUUCCGACUAGACCGGACGUUGUGGCAGCUGCGUUUUUCGCAGCAGGCAUGGCUUUCCAAAGACAAGUCGACAAUAUUAAGAGACAUAGAAUGUACAGCGGAACCGAGGAUCCACUUUUGCCUGGAGAAAGUCCACGCUUGCUUCUAGAAGAUGUUUCGUCAACCUUCAAGAGUGAAGCGCCUACAAACCAAGAAGUUCAAGAGGUUGACACAUUUUGCCAUGGAUCAAGUAGGAGUCUCGUUUUUAGUGAAAACUCGCAUAGUUGCGGCCUUCCACAGUCUUGCAGCUGCAGCAGUGAAGCUGCCACAAGUUUGGCAGGAGACAUAGAUGAAGACGAGAAUGACCAAAGCUUUGUAGAUUCUUCUGUAUGCUCCGGGGAUACGUCCUUAUCCCUUUCGGAACCAGAACUAUCAAGUCCAAGGACCUCUAGUGAUACACGUUCAUCACUUGGUGAAUGUAGUACUUCAGAAGGGACCAUGAAUUUCGUUAGGAAUGAUAUUCUCAGUGAGCCACAUGGUAGGUUAAAAAAAAACAACGUAUUGAGUGUUGUAGAUAGCGUACUUGGGGCUUUGGCAAUCAUAGGUUCACCAGGUUCUAGAUCCAAGGAUAUUCAUCCUGGAGGCAGCAAAGACGAGAGAGUAACUAUUGCAGGAUCAAUGCUUGGGAGACAACAGGUCACGAGUAUCCAAGCAAUCCGUAAGAGCAAUCCAGGUUUGGGUUGGCUCACAAAUUCAAUGCAGUUUGAGUGAUACCAUAAAAAAACCCGCUGGUACCACUCAUUCAGUAUAUCAGGCAUUCCUAAGGGUGUGGCUUGCUUGGUUCACAGAUACAUGGGACUUCCGUGACAGUGGUAGCUUUGAGCACCCAAUAUUGUUGGUAGUUGAUUCAACCUGUACACAAUCAGUGUGUUAUUCUUCUAGUUUGUGUGGAAUCAGUAUCAGACAACACAGCAAGCAAUUACCAGUUAUACGGGGUAUGAUGGUCACUAGCUCAAAUUUUGGUACGCAUACUUGUUCAUUUCAUCACAAAUUUACAAGCACAUAAGUUGGUGUUUGACAUCUGUUAGGUCUUGUUGCAGUUCGCUAUUAUUGUAUUUAAAUUUGAGCAAUCUACUGAGGCAUCUGUGCCUUGAACA